Molecule: messenger RNA, 3916 nt
Organism: Coccinella septempunctata (seven-spotted ladybird)
Lineage: Eukaryota; Metazoa; Arthropoda; Insecta; Coleoptera; Coccinellidae
Product: MTOR-associated protein MEAK7
Exons: 6
Coding region: 247-1647 (466 amino acids)
Source: RefSeq, a predicted model, not a curated record
AGUCGGUCAAAUCUCAAAUCAAAUUGUCAAACAAAAUUAUGAUUAUUUCAUCCUUUCUCUGAUUUCAGAACCACAUUAAUGAAAUUAUAAUAGAUUCAAAAAUUCCAGGAAGGGAUAAGAGGUAUUUUAUCGCUGCUCGGUUUAUCUUCCAUCUCUUCUCUCCUUCAAAUCACAUGAAAAUUUAUGGGGUCAAGAUAUAAAUAAAACUUCAAUAAUUAAACAAUAUAUUCACAAACAAUAUUUGUAAUGGGAAACAGUAGUAAAAAACAAGCUGCUAAGUGUAAUUUUUUAUCUAAAGAUGAGCAAAAUAUUGUUAGUAACUCAUUCCGCUUAAUAAGUAAAAAUUCUGAUAGAAUCAAAGAAGACGACUUGACAAAAUUAUGGGGUAGUCAAAUUGAUCAACGUCUUCUGCAGUACAUAAAUAAUUACCUUUUUGGUAUUGGGGAAGAUAAACAACCUUUCGUUUCUCUAUCAGCAUUUGCGGAAUUGUAUGUAUUCUGUACAAGAGGAACCGUUGAUGAAAAAUUCAAAGUUCUUUUGAAAUCUUUGGGUAAAUCAGAAAGUGAAACUUGUGACUUACCCUAUUCUCUAGUCAAAGAGUAUGUUGAAAGUAUAGUAUCAUCCUACAUGAAAAUACAAAAAGUUACGAACAACAGACAUUAUAAAUCUUGGUUCUCUAAAGGAUGCUUUAUUGCUCCUCAAAAUAUUCAACGUCUUGGAGAAUCUUUGUCCAAGGACCUUUCUGUAGGGGAAAGUAUCACUAAAAUAACACUGGAAAAUUGGUUGCAAACAUGUACCCUAUUAGGACAACUACUGCUCUAUGUUUUCAAUCAUUUAUAUAAGAUGUCGCACAAAGAGAAAGAAAAACCUACAGAUAGAGCAAGUUUUUCCCAUGAAGAAGAUGACACCACUGAUAGAGAUUUACAAUCAAAAGAUAGGAGUUUAAUUCCAACCUGUAGAGGAUUAGAUUUAAUACCAUCAUAUCCAAGUAUUUUAGAUUUGAACCAAAUCAUUUUUAUGAAUUCUAAUCUUCCUCAAGAGUUUCAAACUGACUGGAGGUUCUUAUUCAGCUCGGAAAUACAUGGUGAAUCAUUUUCUACCUUGAUAGGAAGAAUAAUUGAUCAAGGGCCAACAGUGCUGGUUCUAGAAGAUAAGAAUGGUUACAUCUUUGGUGGUUUCGCUCCAGAAAAUUGGACUUUGAAUCCCAAGUUUUUCGGUAACGACAGCAGUUUUUUAUUCACUCUGGCCCCAAGGAUGCGUAUAUUCCCUUCUACAGGAUACAAUCAACAUUUCCAAUAUCUGAAUAUGCACCAGCACACCCUACCUAAUGGGUUGGCUAUGGGAGGUCAGCAUGGCUAUUGUGGACUCUGGUUAGACAGUGAAUAUGGAAUAGGACAUACUAGUGAAUCUUGCACAACGUAUUCUGGUUAUCAACAAAUGUCGGCGAAUAAAGAGUUCCAUUAUAGGCAUCUUGAAGUCUGGGGAUUGGGAAAGCCACCUUCCCCAUCAUCUAAACUGAAGAGAGGACAAAGCAAUGAACGACAAAUAGGUCAUCCGGAAAGUAAAGCCUUACUGAAAAUGAUCGGUAGGGGAACCCACAGCGAAGGAAUGGAAGAGGCUCCACCUCUUGUACAUCACCACAAUUAAUACCAAUGGUAACACAACCGAGAAAUAUCAGAGACAAAAAUGUUUGUAAGAGUUUUCAAAAAACAAAUGGUGCCAUUUCUUUUAGAGUUUUUUAUAUAAGUAUGUAUACGUACUUUUGAACUACCAAAAGUGGAAAAUACUGGUGAGGCUUUCUGUCCAUCGAAAGUGAAACUUGAAUUCAAAUGUGUUCUUUUCAUAUUUUGAGGUUAGUGGAUUUUCAUUUUAUCAUCAACUAGCAUUUAUAUCUUACCUAGUCUUCAAUUUCUCUUCAAUUGAUUGCGAAAAAAUUAUUGGAAAAUCAAAUGAAAAUAAUAUUUCAUUUAUUAUGGGUUCUCAUCAAGUAUCAUUGAUCUCUUAUAAUUGGAGCCUUCAACUAAUGAAUCAUUUUCGCAGAAUUUCAUGCAAUUUCGAUCUUUUUUCUCAAGAAAGAAGAAAAAACUGCCAAAAAGUAUGAGAGGUAAGUACUUUUACUGUGGGGGAAUAAUGCAGGAAAAUUCAUAGUUCCCUCACACAACCCAAAAUUUUAAGUUCAGCAUGCCCCUUAACAGUCUCAUUGUGCAACUUGAAAUGACACAUAGGCAUAUACUUGUAGAUCAAUAGGGAUCAUAUAUUAUUUCGGUUUUGUCUAUUUUUGGACAAAUCUUCAUAUGAAUUAACUGUGAUGAUUCCUCUUUAUCACGUAUUUUCUUCAAAGUAGAUGUUUUAUUAUGACUCUAUUUAUCAUCUGACUGAUAAUCAGAUAUCUUUUCUUGUAUAUACAGGGUGUUUCGCAUAAAGUGUCCACUAGAAGUAUCUAGAGAACAGAAUGAGAUUUUCCUUGAAAGUUUAUGGAUCAUAAUGAAGGGAUCUAUUCAACUGAAAUAUUCUCAUCUCUUUGGUACUUCAGUUAUACCAGAAGUUGAGUUAAAAUUUGUUAUUUCAAAUGGAAUUAGCUAAAUUUUCUUUCAUUUUGGGAUUCUGAAUGAUAUUUUUACUAAGGUUUAUUUGCCAUUCAUUGUGGUCCAUAAACUCUCAAAAAAUCUCAUUCGGUUCUCAGAUAUUUCUAGUGGACAUUUUGCUUAAAACACCCUGUAUAGUCCCAUUUUGAUUCAAUCAAUCCUUCUCAUAAAAUUAAGUCAACUCUAUAUCACCAACAACAAAAUUCAUUGUGUGGCACUGUGACCCAUAUUUCAAGUAUUUUUCAAUCUAAUUUAUCUUCUCAAAACUUUGUAUGGAGUGAUACACUAAAUGUUUGUAUCGAUGUCUCAAAAUGCUUCAAUUGAAUUUAUCCAUUAGAGUGAAAAUGCACAUAUGAGAAAAGCAUUUACUGAUUGUUGUCGACACUGAACCUUGAAAAUGCCAAUAUAUGUAUUACAUUUUUAUAACUAAAUUAUAUAUAAUAUAUAAUAAUAUACAUAUGACUUAUUUUUAAGCCGUCUUAAAUGUAUUAAACAUUGGUUUGAAAAAAUUUAAUCACGAUGAAAACGUCUUUUGAAGAUUUUUAUUACAUUUCAUAUUAAAGCAUACAUUUUUACUAUCCUGUUUCAAUUCAUAAGUAACAGGAAAUAUUUCGUUCUUAUUUUUUUGGAAAUCAACAAUCAACAUAAUUCGAUCUCACUUCAUUUUCAAUAUUGACAACCUCUUGAACUAGACUAGACGUUUUAACUUGUUUCAGACAAAUUCUUCGUUUCCAAAUAUGCUAGGAUUUAAAGAAACAGUUUUUUUUUUGCCUUGGCAGGUUCUCAUUGACUGUGUUGCUCAAAUAAAAACUUGAAAGGCAAAACGUUUUGAAUGUUUCAUACUAAUGAAAUUUAAAAUAAAAAUAAGUCAACCCUUGAUUUACACUUUGUAUUCAUGCAAUAUUAUAAUAAAUUUUCUAUACUGAAAAAUUCCAUGGUUGGACAAGAAUCGUUUUAACAUUGUUUUUAUAGCUUUUAUUAUUGUUACUUAUUUUGUUGGCUGUUGAAAUCUGAAAUUUUCUUAUCAAAGUCUUGUUCUUUUUUGAUAAAUUGUUUUUACUGAAAUCUUUGCAUGAAACCUGUAUACCAAUGUAGACUUCAACGGCAGGAAACCAAAAAGCAGUUCUUCAACGUAACUGCUGUUAAUCAUUAAUUCCCACUUGUGGAAAGAGCAUCCUACACAACCAUUGUUAUUUGUGAACCUGAGCUAGUCAUCAUGAUGUAUUUCUGAUAUUUUCAGUGUCAUAAUCCAAGCUCCUGUGUUUUAGAUAUACUUUGUUGAUACUUUUUCACCGUUUUGUUAUCCGCAAUAAAAAAAUUAUUUAUGGUUA